GCAAAAACAACGUUCCAUUCUUUCGUUACCAUGCUACCGCCACACUGACUAUUUAAUCGAUAGUGACGGCGUUCAGCGAUGACUGACGCAGUUUUCAAGCAAUAGCCGUAGUGAAAACACAGCUCCCUACAAUCGGAUGGGUGGUAAAGGCAAGAAAAAGAAGGGAGCCAAGGAUUCGUCCGGCGGGGGCGCUACUGGGACCGGUCAAGCAGGAAGUGGUGGCGGAGGUGGACCUAGUACUCCAGCAAAAGACAAACCAGAGGCGGAGGAGGGCGACGAAGAGGAUGGUGAGGCAAAACCCAAAAAGGGCAAGGGCAAGAAGGGCAAAGGCAAGGGCAGCAAGUCGUCUAAGUACCAGGGUGACAUAUUCAACGAGGCGGCCAUGGAGAACGCGUACUACAUCUGUCACAACAUCCAGGAUGUACUCAAGUCACGUGGGUUCGCCUGGCCCGAUGGUCAAAAGAAGAAGAAGAAGGGGAAAAAGUAAAUGAGGAGGCCGACGUUGCCCAAUCACGGAUAGAGAUCGUUAACAGAAGGCGUUUCAUCCAUUUUAAAGAAUUAUUAUUUUUGGAAGGAAAUCUCCUGUGUUCAGAAGUGUGUAAAUAAAACUAAACGAUCAGCAGCGUCGCUUAAGUGUGUUGUUUGUGUGUGUUUAGCUACUUUUCUAGGUAACUAUCCGUUAAAAUUAUCGCGCCUAUUUGUGCGAAAGUUACUUGCGAUGGGAGCUAUAACUCGGAAGAGUGGUACUCUCGAGCCUCAAGCUCUCGGCUAUCUUCGUUCCGGCAUCAAUCAACCCGUGGAAGUGCCCUUCGGCCAUAUGCAGGGAAUCCGACCCCCAUACAUCGUUUUGUAUGUCAUCAAUCAGCUUCUGCAAUCCCGUGGAAUGUCGCUUCAAAAAAAAUCCACUGCCGCCCGCAGUGCAUACCCGUAUCAA
Messenger RNA from Anopheles coluzzii, 934 nucleotides. RefSeq names its product small lysine-rich protein 1. The coding region runs from base 137 to 487 and encodes 116 amino acids. The transcript has a single exon. The record is from RefSeq and is a predicted model, not a curated record. NCBI's taxonomy places the organism in Eukaryota, Metazoa, Arthropoda, Insecta, Diptera, Culicidae.